Aureococcus anophagefferens is the source of this 1071-nucleotide messenger RNA. RefSeq lists its product as hypothetical. The annotation marks the transcript as partial. NCBI's taxonomy places the organism in Eukaryota, Pelagophyceae, Pelagomonadales, Pelagomonadaceae. The transcript has a single exon. Gene Ontology annotation, molecular function: antiporter activity. Gene Ontology annotation, biological process: proton transmembrane transport; potassium ion transport. Gene Ontology annotation, cellular component: membrane. The record is from RefSeq and is a predicted model, not a curated record.
GCGCAGUCGCGGAGCCAGGAGGCGUUCCUCGCCGUCGUCCUGCUCACGGUCCUCGCCAUGUCGGCGACGACGGAGGCCGUGGGCCUGUCGGCGACGCUCGGCGCGUUCCUCGCGGGCGUGUCGCUCAGCGAGACGCGGUACCGGUACCAGGUCGAGGCGGACGUCGCGCCCUUCCGGGGCAUGCUCCUGGGCCUCUUCUUCGUCACGGUGGGGUUCUCCAUCGACCCGCGGCUCAUCGUCGAGAAGCCCCUCGCCGUCGCCGCGGCGACGGGCGGCCUCGUCGCGACGAAGGCCGUUGUCCUCGCAAGCCUCGGCCUCGCGUUCCGCGUGCCGGCGUCCGCGGCGCUCCGCGCGGGCCUGCUCCUGGGCCCGGGCGGCGAGUUCGGCUUCGUGGCCUUUGGGCUCGCGACGAAGUUCCUCGUGCUGGACGCGGCGACGGCCGAGUUCCUGCGGACGACGACGGCGCUGUCGAUGGCUUUGACGCCCGUGCUCGCGUCCGCGGGCGAGCGGCUCCAGGAGCCCGUGAACAACUGGGCGGCCAAGCUCGCGCGGCGCACGCGGCGCGAGCGCGACGACGAGGCCGCGGUGCUCGCGUCGAAGCAGGGCGACGACCUCGUCGUCGUCUGCGGCUACGGCCGCGUCGGCCGCGUCGUCUGCGAGCUUUUGGACGCGAAGCUCCAGCGCUACGUCGUCUUCGACCUGGACCCCCAGAAGGCGACGGACGCGCGGGCGCGGGGUUUGCCCGUGUUCUUCGGCGAUCUAGGGCGCCAGGAGGUGCUCGAGUACUUCAAGGUCGGCGCGGCGAAGAUCGUCGUCGUCGCUACGCAGGACCGCCGCGCGACGAACCGCGUCGUCGUCGCGCUGCGGCGCCUCUACCCGGAUUUGGAGAUCAUCGCGCGCGCCGAGAACCGGGACCACCAGCGGCGCCUGAGCAAGAUGCUGGGGGUGGUGGCCAUGGUGCCCGCGCUGCCCGAGGACUCGCGGUUCCUCACGCUGCCGUUCGGCGGCGCGGUGCUCCGCGCGCUCAACUACGACCAGAGCGACGUCGACAUGCUCAUCGAGGAGAGCCGG